Molecule: messenger RNA, 483 nt
Organism: Plasmodium relictum
Lineage: Eukaryota; Apicomplexa; Aconoidasida; Haemosporida; Plasmodiidae
Product: conserved Plasmodium protein, unknown function
Exons: 3
Coding region: 1-483 (160 amino acids)
Source: RefSeq, a predicted model, not a curated record
AUGAAUAAUCUUGAAUGUUUACAUAAAUUUGUUAACGCACAUUCAGAAAAUUUUUUACAAAGUCUUUAUGCUGUCGUAGAAAGUUCUCAAAUAGAAUGUCUUGAAUGCCCUAUAGAAAAAACAAGCACAGAUAAUUUUUUAAUAAAAAUAUACAUAAAUAAUAUAAUACAUAACAUUAGAACAUUUUUAUUAAUCUGUAUAAAUGGAUCAGUAGGAAACCUUCUUCAUAAUACAGAAAUAGAAAAGAAGGAAAGAAGUUUUUAUUUAAAUGAUGAUGAUAAUGAUACUAGUGAAAUAAAAACAAAGGAGGAAAAAUAUUUUAAUAAUGAAAAAGCUAAUGACAACGUUAAUAUAAAUUUUGAAGAUGAUUUUUUAAGUAAAUGUAAAAAAGUGCAUAAUAUAAGAAAAAGUUUACAAAACGCACACAUAAAAAAAAGUUGUUCUCUUAAUUCACAAAAUUAUAUAUUAGAUUAUUAUAUAUAA